Messenger RNA from Talaromyces amestolkiae, 1506 nucleotides. RefSeq lists its product as uncharacterized. Bases 1 to 1506 code for a protein of 501 amino acids. The record is from RefSeq and is a predicted model, not a curated record. The transcript is spliced from 4 exons. NCBI's taxonomy places the organism in Eukaryota, Fungi, Ascomycota, Eurotiomycetes, Eurotiales, Trichocomaceae. Gene Ontology annotation, molecular function: zinc ion binding; DNA binding. Gene Ontology annotation, biological process: DNA-templated transcription.
AUGCUAGCUAGACGAAAGCAUGAUCUGGAUUAUGCCAAAGGACUGGAAGACCAGGUUGAGCUCUUGAGAGAAGAAGUGGCUCGGCUUCGCGCUCUGAUACCAGACCUCAACGUCUCGGGAGAUGAUUCAAACAUCCUGAACGGCGACGACGAGCAAUUCAGAAGUGAAGGGGACAAGGCACAAGUUGCGCCGAUACCAAGAGACAUGUCGCCUGCUAUCAGUGAUGUGAGUGCUAUGAUGUGGCGCAUGAACAUCGAUGAGACUGGCGAAUCAACAUUUAUCGGUCCCUCCGGAAAUUUCUGUUUUCCCUCUACUCAUCCUGAAGCAUACGAAAAUUUUCGGGACAAUCGAAGGCCUGGUGAGCUACACAACGAUCAUCAGAUCCAGUCACAUGAAACUCCUUACAAUCCAGUGGAGGAUGCUCACGUCACCAACCACUUAAUCUAUCUCUUCAGCAACUUCAUUAAUCCCAUUCACUUCUUCCUCGACAACAAAACUCUAGUAACAAUUCAGCAACAAAGUCUGAGCCUACCGCUUGCUCUCAUAAAGUAUGCAAUUUUAGCCGCUGCAUCACUGCUCUCAGAUGACACUAAAAGCAAGGACUAUGGAAAUGCGAUGGCCGCGGCGUUUGAUGCUACCGCUCUGACCGUCUGUAGGGACAAUGCAAAUGUCUCGGUGGUUCAGGCUUUCUCAAUAAUGUGCUGGCGAGAAUUGGGGCUUGAACAACACAGAAUGGCUUGGAUGUAUAAUUCAAUGUGUGCCAGUAUGAUGCUACAUUUGGGGCUCCACGUUAGCUCUCUACUUGCUCUGGAGGAAUCUAAAGCCAUUACAGACGACGAUCUGACGAACUUGGAUCCAAGUGAUGUCCGACUAAAAGCUUUUUGGUCCGCGGUGCUGAUGGAUAGUUAUUCGUUCGAAUUUGAUACGCUAGGAAAAAGUCAACAGCACCAUCUUCUCCUUGAAGCGCGAGAACGCCUAUUUUCAUUUCACCUCAGCAUGGACGUUCGAGUCCAAUUUCGUCGUGAACGAACAUCGCCCACUCUCAUUAUUCUUCACAUGUCGUACAAUAUGUCCCAGAUGCUGAUCCACCGGCCUUAUCUCAGGGAGGCUCCGGACAGCAGUGUGUACCGUUUGUCCGUCCGGUCAAUGUCGACGGCAGCAAAUAAUAUGGUCAAACUCAUCCGCGAGUACGAGCGAAUUGCCCAAUUUGACAAGGCUCCGUACUUUGUGUCACACAGUGUUAUGACAGCAGCCAUCACCCAUCUUCUUCUCGCGACCUCCGAGGAUUCAUCCAUCAGAACCCGAUCUAUAAGCCGCUUCCGGAUUUCAAUGCCAUCACAUAUUGAGACAAUUGGCCCACUUCACUCACUUGACAAUUCAUUCGACGUUUCGACCUGGGCUGAUGUAGACCCAACCGAAUUUUCAUCUUACGUGGCGAAUAUUGCGGAAUUUGAUCCUAUGGGAGCUGGUGCCUGGGAUCUGGGCCUUAUGUUUAGUGAAAAUUGA